AUGGGUCUUAAAGAUUUACAAACAUUACGCUUUUUUCUCAAACCGCAAAAUAUUUUGCUUGCUUUGACAGUCGGCUCGGUGAUCGUCGGCUGUUUUUUGGGUUUUUUCCUCAGGUACGCAAAACCGAGCCCGAACGCGAUUCGGUACAUUGGUUUCCCCGGCGAACUCUUCAUGAACAUGCUCAAGUGCAUGAUUUUACCGCUAAUCGCGAGCAGUUUGAUCACAAGUCUCGCUUCAUUGGACGGGAAAACCUCGGGAAAAGUGGGUUCGCGCGCGAUUCUCUACUACAUUCUCACCACAACGCAUGCCGUCAUUCUAGGAGUUGUUCUUGUAAUGCUGAUACAUCCCGGGAAUCCAAAGCUGAAAAGUGACUAUAGCGGACCAAAGGAAGAGGUGGAAAAAGAGGACGCGACUGCAACGGACAAAUUCUUGGAUUUGAUUAGAAAUAUGUUUCCGGAGAAUUUGAUUCAAACAAUGUUCGAACAACAGAAAACCGUUUACAAGGAAAGCUUUGACGCGAAUGGAACGGUGCUCAAGAAAACGCCAACAGUUGUGUACACGCCAGGGAUGAAUGUGUUGGGUUUAAUCAUUUUCUGUAUCGUGUUCGGCAUCGUGAUCUCUCGAGUGGGUGCUGCUGGUCGUCCACUUCGUGAUCUCUUCAAAGCGAUCGACUUGGUGAUUACCAAAAUGGUCACCAUCAUCAUGUGGAUUGGUCCAAUCGGUAUCGCGUCAUUAAUCGCCUCGAAAAUCCUUGGCAUCUCCGACCUAGGUGGAACAGUGAAAAUGCUCGGCUUGUAUAUGUUAACGGUGAUUAUCGGUCUUCUCAUCCAAGCUUUCGUCACUCUGCCAGCGAUUUUCUUCAUCGCCACUCGCUCGAAUCCGUUUCCAUUUCUGAAAGGAUUGAGUCAAGCUGUGCUCACCGCUUUGGGCACCUCGUCCAGUGCUGCCACCCUUCCGAUCACAUUUCGUUGCCUAAACGAGAUCGGGAUCGACGAGAGAAUCACGAAAUUCGUUCUCCCACUUGGAUCCAUGGUGAACAUGGACGGUACCGCUCUUUACGAGGCGGUGGCCUCAAUUUUCAUCGCACAAAUGAACGGCUUGGAUAUGGGAAUCGGACAUGUGAUCACAGUGAGCAUCACCGCCACACUUGCCUCGAUUGGCGCCGCGUCGAUCCCCUCCGCCGGUCUCGUCACAAUGAUGAUCGUUUUGACGGCGCUAGACCUUCCCAUUGAUGAUAUUUCGCUAAUCAUUGCUGUUGAUUGGUUACUUGACCGCUUACGAACAUCGGUGAAUGUGAUCGGUGAUGCUUUCGGGUGCGGUUUUGUGUAUCAUUUGUGCAAAAAGGAUCUCGACGCACUAAAAAUGGACGAACUUGAGAAUUCGGAGAUCGACGAAAUGCUCAAACAGCAUGGUGUCAACGUCGAGGAAUUCCACGGCGCCCAAAAUCUCCAACGAAAAACAACAGCUGAAAGUGAUUGCACAAGUAAAGCCACCAAACAAACGGAAAUCGUU
Molecule: messenger RNA, 1512 nt
Organism: Mesorhabditis belari
Lineage: Eukaryota; Metazoa; Nematoda; Chromadorea; Rhabditida; Rhabditidae
Source: the annotation of a GenBank genome assembly